Messenger RNA from Chelonia mydas (Green sea turtle), 1021 nucleotides. RefSeq lists its product as uncharacterized. The transcript has 3 exons. The record is from RefSeq and is a predicted model, not a curated record. Bases 71 to 1021 code for a protein of 316 amino acids. Lineage: Eukaryota; Metazoa; Chordata; Testudines; Cheloniidae.
AUAGAGGAUCCCAGGACGAAGGAGAGAAAAGAGUGACAGAGAGUGAGAGAGGAGAGAAUCUCAGACAAAGAUGUUGGUCAUCGUCUCCACGCUGGUGAGCCUGCUGCACCCGGUGCUGUCGGCCCUGUCAGGGGCUGUGCAAUGGCAGGGCCUGGAGCACUGGUUCUUCCUGCUGGGCCUGCGCCUGCUGGCCAUGUACUUCGCCAGCGCGCCGUGGGAGAGCGCACAGCAGGAUAUAGCGUGUGCCUGGAGCACCAGCCAGGAUGCGGAGACCCGGCACUUCUGCACCUCGGUCUGCUACAACCGCCACUUCCUGGACCCCAUCAGGCCCACCUGGGGCUUCUCCUUCCUCAUCGCCCUGCUCCCCAUCACCAUCAUCAGAAUGCUGUACCCCAAAAAGGAUCCCCACGGCAAGGGGGGGCAGGAGGUCGCUGCAUCGGCCACAUGCAACAGGGCCAUCGAGCACACAUUGGUAGAAUCCUCCAGGGCCGCCAGACCCAAGCUAGUUGGGCAAUCCAACAUGGCCACUAAAUCCAACGUGGCUGCCAUGGCCCGGCUGAUGGGAGACUCCAACAUGGCCGCCAACCCCAGGCUGGUUGGCGCGACCAAUGUGGCUGCCAGAGCCAACACGGUUGGGGUCAGUGGUGUGACCGGCUCCCCGGCAGGACCCGACAUGGCCGCCCAGCCGGCCUGGUGUGCCAGCGUCAUCACCGUGUGCAUUGCCGUGCUGCUGGCCACCGAGGUCGGAUUCCUGUGGGCCUUGCUGGCCCGGCAGCUGCCCAUGGUAUCAGGGCCUUCCUUCCCCUGCUUCCCCGGCCUCCUGGCCUGCCCCAGUGUCCUCGAGUGCGCCGUGCGGGGCCAGGCCGACAAGCACAUGGCGCUGGUCAUCUUGGCCCUCACGGCCUGCUUCAGCAUCCUGGUCUGCCUGACCUAUGGGGGCGUGUGGGUAGCCUUGGCCACCUGUUGCCGUGGGAGACAGGAGGGGGAGCGGGCCCUAGAGGGGGAACACCUGAGAGAAUGA